ACGGUAGUGGGAUGUUAUUUUCUAAAAAAAAAAAUAGCCAUAGAUCUGGAUCUAGAAACCCCCACUUUCAACCAUGACGGUGUACCUGAGACGCAAAGCGGAUUUGGACCUGGAAGAUCGCCGACUGUGGGAGAGGCCGAGAGGCGGCUACAGGGAACAUCUCUGGGACCAGGGUUUAGUCUCGGUUUCAUAUUUAGAAUACUUUGGGGCCUUAACAGAAAAAUUAGAAAAGGAAGGCAUCAAGGCAAAAAGAUCAUUUGCGUCUUCUGUGGAACAGAAACAAAGUAGCUGGUACCGGCCUCAUCUUCCUGGAAAACGACUUGGUUAUCAUCCUUAUUGCACAAUGGGUGUUCAUACUAAAGGCUCUCAUGCACAGCCUUGUUAUCAUUCUGCCGGUAGGUCUUGCAACAGUUGUGGUGUCACCCACUGGCGUCAACAUUGUCCCCUUAAUUGUGAUCAGGGUGUUCCAGAGACAGCACCAAAAUAAUGAUUCCGGUAUCGGCGACUGUUCAUGCCGAAGGGGUAAUGGAUGUUAUAUAUUAUUUAUGCGAACUCUGUUUAGAACUUUAGAUGCUAUAUAUUAUUUAUGCGAACUUCGUUAAAUC
Fragaria vesca subsp. vesca is the source of this 605-nucleotide messenger RNA. RefSeq lists its product as uncharacterized. Bases 74 to 487 code for a protein of 137 amino acids. NCBI's taxonomy places the organism in Eukaryota, Viridiplantae, Streptophyta, Magnoliopsida, Rosales, Rosaceae. The record is from RefSeq and is a predicted model, not a curated record. The transcript has 2 exons.